AGACGCACCACAAACACGACCCGGAUUGAAGCUGGCUUGCCCAUCCGCUUUCGGUCAUCUGCGGCCUCUGUGUUAAAGUCAAACUCUUGCGACUCGAAAAAAGCAAACGGAGGAGGCACACACUACAGUUUUUUUUCUUACUGCAAAACCAAUGUCUGAGACGAUCGAUCAGAUAUUGCUCAACUGGCUUGAGCAGACUCCUGGCGUGCCACGGCGCGAGCGCCAAGCCCUGCUGCUGAAGGAACUGAUGGCUGUGCACACACUGCGCAAUCUCGCAGCACAUGAAGACACCGUGAUGGACCAGAUGGGCCCAUCCAGCAAUGACGAUACUAGUAAACUCGAUCAAGCUGCGGUCAGCGCGCUUGCGGAGCGCGAGAAGAAGCUUUGUGGAGCGCUGCGUAACACGUUAGUGGAAAUUGUUGACGUCGCCGAAGCUCGGCGCACGGCGGAGUGCCUCACCGUCUCCACCGAUCUCAAUGUUUUGUACGGCGCACUGGACGCCCACUGUGUUAUGUCGCUGCGUGUCAUGGGUGACGGUUCGCGGCAGCCGGCGCAACUGCUUCGCGGGGUCGACGACAUCAUCAACGAACUCAGCGAGUUUCAGGAAACCGUCCUGCUUUUGCGCGUCGACUUGUCGACGUCGCCGGUGCGCUCGCACAACAGCAACCACGCCGUCGCGCAGUCCAUAACCGUACGAGGUGUGUCGCCGGUGCAAAGCUGGCUCGUGCAGUGUGACGUGGAGCUGGAAGUCGGAACGCAGGUUACCUACUAUGCGGAUGCGGACUGCACGAAGGCGCUGUUCGACCUGCGCAGCUCGCUGUUAUUUUCGGCGGAUGGCGCGAAGGUGGAGCGCAUCUCGCGCGAGCUGUUGCCGCGAGGUGGGCAUCAUUUAGGUGAUCUGCUCCGGUGUCUCCACUUUGGUUGUUUUCAGGCGUAA
This is a messenger RNA of Leptomonas pyrrhocoris, 937 nucleotides long. RefSeq lists its product as hypothetical. NCBI's taxonomy places the organism in Eukaryota, Euglenozoa, Kinetoplastea, Trypanosomatida, Trypanosomatidae. The transcript has a single exon. The record is from RefSeq and is a predicted model, not a curated record. Bases 152 to 937 code for a protein of 261 amino acids.